CCCUCGCCCAGGGAUCAGGGCCGAGGGUGCGCCUGGCAGGUGGGAGGCGGGGCCCCAACGAGGGUCGCGUAGAGGUGUUCUAUAACGGGGCGUGGGGGACGGUGUGUGAUGACGAGGUGGAUAUUAACCUGGCCAACGUGGUGUGUCGAGAGCUGGGCUUCUCACGCAGUCUCACCUGGGCUCACAGCUCUAAGUUUGGGGAAGGACAAGGUCUGAUCUGGUUGGAUAACGUGCACUGCAUGGGGACGGAGCUCUCCCUGUCUGACUGUCACUCCAACGGCUGGGGGAUAAAUGACUGCACCCACUCUGAGGACCUGGGGGUCGUCUGUAGCACCCAGAGGAGGGUCGACUACUCCCCUAACCAGGUAGAGGGCUCCCCCACAUCCCUGGCCGCCCCAGUGGCCUCGGCCCGACCACAGAGGAUCCCCAACCUCUCCACACCGCCACGUCUAUCCACAGUCCAAGACAGGGUGGCCCCUCCUCCUCCUGCUCACAUCACAUCCCCGGGAGAAGGGGUCAUGAGAUCGCCCUCCACCGCAACACCCCAGAGGUCAGGGUCAAAGUUCACCGCAACAGCGUCGGGGUCAUGA
This is a messenger RNA of Oncorhynchus gorbuscha (pink salmon), 590 nucleotides long. RefSeq names its product lysyl oxidase homolog 4-like. The transcript is spliced from 2 exons. Bases 240 to 590 code for a protein of 116 amino acids. Gene Ontology annotation, cellular component: membrane. NCBI's taxonomy places the organism in Eukaryota, Metazoa, Chordata, Actinopteri, Salmoniformes, Salmonidae. The record is from RefSeq and is a predicted model, not a curated record.